GGCGCCAGUGGCCCCUGCUUGUAACUUUCUGUAAUCUGGGGCAUGUCAGGGGUCAGCAGGUUCUGCCUGGUUACUCCCCUCAUAGUUUGUGGGAGUUCUGUGGAGCAGUUGCUGCUUCCUAUGGGUAGAGUCCAGCUGGUCUGAGGAGGAAGUACAAGUUGCUUAACAAGUAGAACAAUGGGGAAAAAGAAGCAGAAGAAAGCUGCUAGAAGAGAGCUUGUGUUCGACGAGGAGAAGAGAAGAGAAUAUUUGACUGGUUUUCACAAGCGCAAAGUGCAGAGGAGAAAAGCUGCCGUGGAGGAGAUCAAACGCAAAAUUAAAGAGGAGCAAAAGAAGAUGAGACAAGAGAGGCACAAAGAAUACAUGAAGAUGCUAAAGGAAAGAGAAGAGGCUUUAGAGGAAGCAGAUGAAAUAGAGCAGCUUGUUACAUCUAAAAAAGAGUCUGUUAUUUUUGAUCAUCCCAACCACACUGUAACUGUAACAACCAUCAGCGACUUGGAUCUUUCCGGAGUGGGCCUCCUACCUCCUGGCAUCAUAGAGAAGGAAGUUGAGGAAAACGAUGAAGAGCAACAGUCCAAAUCCACACAUUCUCUACCCAAAAAAUCUGGAGAACCGCUGCUUUCAAAGAGGAUCUGCAGUCUCACCAAGUCUCUCCAUGCUCGCAGUCAACGUAAAUCCAGCAAAAAACGUCCACAAAAGUUACAGGACAAAAAGCAACCCACAGCCAAAACAACUGGACGUACAAGCAAAGCUCAGCGUAGGAGACAAACUGGCAAAACUGGAAGAAACAAAGAGUAAGCUGUAUAUCGAGCAUCAUCCACACACAGACUUCAUACUAUGGAGAUGUGCCUCCAUGGAGUCCGAAUUUCCAGAUCUCUUUAUAAAGAAUUGGUGUAUAUUGCAGCUAGGACUACUCUGCAUUGAUAAGAAUUUGACACAGAAUACUUGAGUUAUUUUAUCAACGUUUUAUAUGUUACACCAGAGAAUAUAAUAGUAAAGCUUUUAUAUAUUGUGUAAGCUGUGCUGCUCUUGUAUUGCUUUCUCACCUGUCGUCACUGCGUUGUUAGUUAUUCAGCCUGUUCUCUGUUCUGUAACCAAUGAUGGAUAAGGGGGAGGUGACCUGUUGUUUAAAAGCCUACCUGGGAGAUGGGAAUAAAAUGUGUAUGACAGGAGAGGCUAGUCGCACGAUGCAGGUAACUGACCAGGGAAGAAGUGCUGGUUAUUAUAUUGAUCGGUUAUUACCGGUAGAGGGCAGGGAAUGAUGUCUGCAGGCUCAUGUUACAUUAUGUUCUAGAUCUUUGGACACGGCACAUUUGUAUAUUCAGGGAUUGCGUCUGGCACAUGCAGUGAAGAUAAUGUCACUGGUGUGCAUGUAUAAUUUAACAGCUGCCACUGUAAACAUGACCCUCUGCUGCUGUCUGUUCACAGGGAUGGCACCUUAGGUGCUUUGUCAUUACCUAUUGCCAUGAGCAUACAUGGUAAAUUUCACAUUUUCUGUGGUCCUCAUAGGAAUUUUCAUUUUGCGUUAUUGGAUGUACACCUGUAUUACAUGUAAUUGUUUUUUUUUUUUUUUGUUUUUUUUUUUACAGUUGCUUCUGUACAGCCCAGUUGAUGUGUAAUGAUAAUAUCUUUACUAUUAAAAUGUUGUCGUCAUAAUCAA
Molecule: messenger RNA, 1660 nt
Organism: Bufo gargarizans (Asiatic toad)
Lineage: Eukaryota; Metazoa; Chordata; Amphibia; Anura; Bufonidae
Gene: NOL12
Product: nucleolar protein 12
Exons: 7
Coding region: 178-798 (206 amino acids)
Cellular component (GO): nucleolus
Molecular function (GO): RNA binding
Source: RefSeq, a predicted model, not a curated record